This is a messenger RNA of Cricetulus griseus (Chinese hamster), 1071 nucleotides long. The record is from RefSeq and is a predicted model, not a curated record. NCBI's taxonomy places the organism in Eukaryota, Metazoa, Chordata, Mammalia, Rodentia, Cricetidae.
AUGGCAAGCGGCAGCACAGCCAGGUUAGUUGGGCCCCACGAGGGGCGCUCUCUUGCCAGGAGCAGAAGUGCUGUUUUGACACAACUCUGGUCUCUGCCUUCAGAUGUGUCACCAGUGGCGGCUGGCCUCAUCGGGGCCUCUGUGCUGGUGGUGUGUGUUUCUGUGACUGUCUUUGUGUGGACAUGCUGCCACCAGCAGGCAGAGAAGAAGCACAAGACCCCGCCAUACAAGUUUAUUCACAUGCUGAAAGGCAUUAGCAUCUACCCAGAGACCCUCAGCAACAAGAAGAAAAUCAUCAAAGUCCGGAGAGACAAAGAUGGUCUCCGGAGGGAGAGUGCACGAGGGAACCUGUUAGUAAAUGCGGCAGAGUCUGGCCUGCUGAGCCAAGAAAAGGACCCCAGAGGGCCUAGCUCUGCAUCUUGUAUAGACCAGUUACCCAUCAAAAGAGACUAUGGGGAAGAACUGAGGAGUCCCAUGACAAGCCUGACCCCUGGUGAGAGCAAAGCCACCUCCCCAUCAUCACCAGAGGAAGAGGUGAUGCUCGGAUCCCUUACCUUCUCGGUGGACUAUAACUUUCCCAAAAAAGCUCUGGUGGUGACAAUCCAAGAGGCCCACGGGCUGCCAGUGAUGGAUGACCAAACCCAGGGCUCUGACCCCUACAUCAAGAUGACGAUCCUUCCAGACAAGAGGCACCGAGUGAAGACCCGAGUGCUUCGCAAGACCCUGGACCCUGUAUUUGAUGAGACCUUCACCUUCUACGGAAUUCCAUACAGCCAGCUGCAGGACCUGGUGCUACAUUUCCUCGUGCUCAGCUUUGAUCGCUUCUCUCGGGAUGAUGUCAUCGGGGAGGUCAUGGUGCCACUGGCUGGAGUGGACCCCAGCACAGGCAAGGUUCAGCUGACCAGGGACAUCAUCAAAAGGAACAUCCAGGUGAGGAGAAAGAGUGUGCAGGGAAGGGGCGGUAGGAUGGGGCCUAAGAGAUCUAAGGGGAGAGAUAGAUGGGAAAGUCAGUCACACAGCUGCCCAACAGCUCAUAGCCUCAAGCACACAAGAGGCAAGAACCACAAAUAA